This is a messenger RNA of Exserohilum turcica Et28A, 411 nucleotides long. RefSeq lists its product as uncharacterized. The transcript has a single exon. The record is from RefSeq and is a predicted model, not a curated record. The coding region runs from base 1 to 411 and encodes 136 amino acids. Lineage: Eukaryota; Fungi; Ascomycota; Dothideomycetes; Pleosporales; Pleosporaceae.
AUGGCGCCUACGCCUAGUACCUCAGACAUUCCCCAAGCCCCACCAGCAGACCUUGCAAACAUCAGCUCGCACAACGAUGGCUUCAGUCCAGGCGCCAUCAUCGGCAUCGUCAUUGCCAUUGUCUGUCUCCUCCUCGUCGUCCCUUUGAUCGCUGUUUUACUCCGCCGCUACGAAAAAUCACGUCUUCGCGAGACACCAAGGAUCCCAGACAACAGCGAUGCCAGUCUGAGAAGCAUAGGCGAGAACCACAGCCUACAACGCAUUCUGGUAACAAAAGAGUUAUUACGCUCGAGCAUAAGGAUGGAAAGGAUAGACUCAGGGCUAAGGAGGCCCGACGAGGUGUAUGGUGGCGGGAGGGAGCGGGAAGAGUCCUGGAGUCAUACAGAUGUCCAGGGCGGCAGCUGGAAGUGA